GCGUUAUCUUUCCUAUUUUAAAACCCUCUCUCUCUCCAUUUCACAUUCCUCAGUCACCAAUCACAAAUCCCAGUUCCAGACUUCUCAAUUUCAUGUUUCGAAGUCCAGAAUCAAUUUUAUUCCCACCUAAGUUUUCACUUAGAUCUGUUUCCAAAUACCAGCUAAAACCCCAUCAUUCUUCGAUGCAAAUUUCACUUCCUCCACUCUACUGAGCUGUGUGUUCACAGAGAAAAGUGUUCUGAGUGUGGGUUUUGGUGUUAUGUCUGCUUUGCAGAAACUGCCGCAGAGUAUGGCGACUGCGAGCUGUUAUGGGUCGAUGCUGUCGUGUAAGGCUGACGUUUUUGUGCCCGAUCAGUUCCCGGUGGGGUUGAGAGUUCUUGUAGUGGAUGAUGACAUUACCUGCUUGAGAAUUUUGGAGAAAAUGCUCCGAAGAUGCAUGUACAUUGUUACUCCUUGCUCCCAGGCUAUUGUUGCUUUAAACAUACUACGGGAGAGCAAAGGCUGUUUUGAUGUUGUAUUAAGUGAUGUUCAUAUGCCUGACAUGGAUGGCUUCAAACUCCUCGAACGAGUUGGGUUGGAAAUGGACCUUCCUGUCAUUAUGAUGUCAGCAGAUGGAAGAACCAGUGUUGUUAUGAGGGGAAUCAGACAUGGGGCCUGUGAUUACUUGAUUAAGCCUAUACGUGAAGAAGAGUUGAAGAAUAUAUGGCAGCAUGUUGUGAGGAAAAAGUGGAAUGAAAACAAAGAGCAUGAACAUUCAGGUAGCUUUGAUGAAAAUGAUCGGUGUAAACGAGGAAGUGACGAUGCUGAAUAUGCUUCUUCUGUUAACCAAGGAUCAGAAGGUCUAUUAAAAACACAGAAAAAGAGGAGAGAUGCUAAAGAAGAAGAUGAUGGUGACAUGGAAAGUGAUGAUCUGUCAUCAUCCAAGAAGCCACGCGUUGUAUGGUCAGUUGAGCUCCAUCAGCAAUUUGUUAGUGCUGUGAAUCAACUUGGGAUUGAUAAGGCUGUACCAAAGAGAAUACUUGAAUUGAUGAAUGUUCCAGGUUUAACUAGAGAAAAUGUUGCAAGCCAUUUGCAG
This is a messenger RNA of Ilex paraguariensis (yerba mate), 1075 nucleotides long. NCBI's taxonomy places the organism in Eukaryota, Viridiplantae, Streptophyta, Magnoliopsida, Aquifoliales, Aquifoliaceae. The record is from the annotation of a GenBank genome assembly.